ACAAGUUCAAGCGGCGGACAUGAACUCACAGGCCGGGCCGUGCAGUGGGAGGAGAGGAGAGUGAAAACAGCUUCAGUAAAGCUCAUCAGCUUUAUCAGGAUGGGCUGUGCUUGCAGUGGCCAGAAACAAGUAAAAGAUGACAAGCUCUCCAAAGGAAAAAAACAAAACUCUCACGCCUCCAACCAGUCCAAUCACAUAGCACGUAGUGGAAGCUCCAAUGUGGAUAAUGAUGAUGAUGUUGUGUUUGUGGCACAGCAUGACUACAAAGCCACCAACGACAAUGAUCUGCCUUUCAAAAAGGGAGACAAACUUAAGGUUUUACAAGAGAAUGGAGAAUGGUGGGUGGCGAAAUCUCUGGCCACUGGACAGGAGGGCUUCAUACCAUGUAACUACGUAGCCAGGGCAGACACACUGGAGAUGGAAAAAUGGUUUUUCAGGGACAUGACUAGGAGAGAGACUGAACGACUGCUUUUAGCCCCCGGAAAUAAACCGGGCGCCUUUCUGGUUCGGGAGAGUGAGACGUGUAAAGGGUCCUUCUCUCUGUCAAUCAGAGAUCACGCACCAGAACAAGGAGAUGUGGUAAAACACUACAAGAUCCGCUGUCUGGACAAAGGUGGCUACUACAUCUCCCCCUCCAACUCAUUCCUAUCGCUACAGGAACUGGUUAGAUACUACACACGUACGGCAGACGGUUUGUGUCAGCGGCUGUACGCUCCUUGUAAGGCGAAGGAUCCCGAGCAGCCGUGGGCAUAUGACGAAUGGGAGAUUCCCAGAGAAACGUUGAAGAUGGUGAAGAAACUGGGGGCCGGGCAGUUUGGAGAAGUGUGGAUGGGUUACUAUAAGAACAACCAGAAGGUUGCUAUCAAGACGUUAAAGGAGGGGACGAUGGAGCCUGAGGCCUUCCUGCAGGAGGCCAACCUGAUGAAGCAGCUGCAGCACGAGCGACUGGUGCGCCUGCAUGCUGUCGUCACCAAGGAGCCCAUCCUCAUCGUCACAGAGUUCAUGGUCAAUGGAUGUCUCCUGGACUUUCUGAAAUCAGACGAAGGGAAGAAGCUGAAGCUAAAUAAGCUGAUAGACAUGUCAGCACAGAUAGCUGAAGGCAUGGCGUACAUCGAGAAGAAGAACUACAUCCACCGAGACGUGCGUGCAGCCAACAUAUUGGUCAGUGCUACUCUGCACUGCAAGAUAGCAGACUUUGGCCUGGCCAGGAUAAUCGAGACAGAAUACACAGCUCAAGAAGGUGCGAAAUUUCCCAUCAAAUGGACGGCUCCAGAGGCCAUAAAUUUUGGCACGUUCAGCAUCAAAUCGGACGUGUGGUCCUUUGGGAUCCUCCUCACAGAGAUCAUCACCUAUGGAAGAAUACCUUACCCAGGGAUGACAAACCCAGAGGUGAUCAGGAGCCUGGACCAGUCGUACCGGAUGCCGCGUCCGGACGGCUGUCCCGAGGAACUCUAUGACAUUAUAAUGAUGUGUUGGAGGCAGAAGGCUGAUGAUCGGCCGACGUUUGAAUUUCUGCAGAACAUUCUCAACGACUUCUUUAUCGCCACGGAGGGACAAUAUGAGAUGCAGCCAUGAUAAAAGGAAACGUUUCCUGUUGAAGGCAGCAAAGAGACGUCUUAAAGAGACAUGUGAGACUUGAAUCGACAGAGGAUGAGGACCACCCAAACAUCCUUUUAAAAACCAAUAAACUUUUUUAAACAUUUCAAAUGGACACAUUUUUACGCCUAACUUCUGAGUGAAUGUAAAAGCGAUUCAUGGCUUCUUCUGUCUCUAAGAAACAUGUUAAAGUCAGAAAGGAAGCAUUUUAUUAAACUGUCGGUACUCCUGUUACUGAUGGCUGCCAUUCUGGUCAGGUGGAGACAUAAUUAGGACUGAAAUACACUCAUAAAAAAAAGGCCUCAUGGAAAUACAAAUACAGUACGUGCACAAUGUAUGAAAAGGCCUUUGGACCCGGGGACGUCGGCACAUUUGCAUGGUACAGAAACAACCAGCCUGAGAUUACACGCACAUUACACGCACUUUUAAAAAAUGUUGUCCCUUCAGUCAGUCAAUAAAUGUAUAAGAUAAAAAAGAAAGGGG
Centropristis striata (black sea bass) is the source of this 2079-nucleotide messenger RNA. RefSeq names its product BLK proto-oncogene, Src family tyrosine kinase (gene blk). The coding region runs from base 100 to 1575 and encodes 491 amino acids. The transcript has 14 exons. Lineage: Eukaryota; Metazoa; Chordata; Actinopteri; Perciformes; Serranidae. Gene Ontology annotation, cellular component: extrinsic component of cytoplasmic side of plasma membrane. The record is from RefSeq and is a predicted model, not a curated record. Gene Ontology annotation, molecular function: ATP binding; non-membrane spanning protein tyrosine kinase activity; signaling receptor binding. Gene Ontology annotation, biological process: innate immune response; cell differentiation; protein phosphorylation.